AGCAUUUAACAACAGCAUUUGCAUUUGAAAAAUGGAUGCAACAAACCCCCUCCUUUUACCCCUCUAUCAGUUUUUUUUUUACUUUGUGUAAACAAAUUUGGAAGAAGUCACCCUUCCAACUUCACUGAAGCUGGCGUUCUAAAACAGCUGUGUGAUAUUAUUCCAGCCCAUCAGAAUAAAUACAGAGAUAUUACCAACAACAAAGCUGCAAUCUUUCUUUUAUAUAAUGCCCAGAAUCGCCUCCUUCUUACCUCUGUUUGAUCUCCCACGAGGGAGAUAUAAAAACUAAUCGGCAAAAGAAGGAGAGAAAGAUAGAGAGACAGUUGAUUAAAGGGGAGAAAUGCUCAAUAAAAUAUUAUUUUUAAAAUAGUGUUGCAGCCUUUUUUUUUUUGAUUACAAAAGAAGGUGUACAAAAAAAAAAACAAAAAAAAAAAAAGUCUCGAAACAAGUGGAAUGCAGGUCUGGGCCCGAGCCAGCCAAUGCUCAUCAGAUGGGAGGAUUGCGUUUCCAUUCACUAGCUACUGGGACGCGGAUUCUGGUUUGGUGAGUUUAGAGGCAAGGAUUACACAAAGGGGUGAAGCCCAGCCACUGCGUGUGUGUGUGUGAAGAGAGGGACAGGAGAGAGACCAAACAUUUCCCAUCGGCGCAAAAGGUGGCGGUGCGCUACUCGUUUCGUGCGGACCUUCUGACGACGUUAUCUUUCUUCUGUUUGUACUUUCACUCUUUUUUUUUGUACCUAAUUAUCGUGUGACUUUUUCUUUUUCUUUUUUUAAAGUUUUGUUUCCAAAAGAUUGUUUCCAUUGAGUCUUUUGACUUUUUGUUUUUGUUGUUGUUGAUGCUCAGUUCAACUUUUGGAGCUCUGGAUUGUUACCUAGUUGGUGUUUUUUUUGUGUUUGUUUUUAAUGUAUGUAUGUACGUGUGUGUGUAUGUAAGUGUACCUGAGCCAGUGAGCGUGUGUCUCAGUGAGUGAGUGAUUGAGAGAGUGCGUGUGAAUGGGUGUGUGUUUCUGCUAGUUUUUCUUCAAGAACUUUUUUUUUUUCUUUCUCUCUCUCUCUUUUUUCCCCUCCUCUGCACAGAGGAAUGUGGGGCUUAUGGCAGUGAGAAUCAGGUAUUUUGCUUCAGCCUGCGCUAAUUACUCACUCUCCCCUCAAGACCUCGCCGGAGUCCUGCGUUCCCCUUGACUCCUGAAAACAGGAACGGCGGCAGAGGUGACUGCCGGACAGCGGAAAAAGGGGGGUGAAAAAGAAGGACUAGAGGAGAGACUGAGGUCCCGCUCACGGGUUUGAGGGAAGGAAGGAGUCGCCGGAUCGCCCCGGGAACGGAAAGUAGAGCGAGCGAAAGAAGAUGCUCCUGUUUGAGUCCGGCUCCCCCGACAUCUCCCUGUGAACGCCCGCGCAGUUCCGACAGACCGGCCCCGACUUCAGCCGCCGCAGCUCUUACAGGUACAGGCCCCAGAUGCGAUUGGAUGGUAGCAGCAGUAUGACAGCAGAAGACCCCGCCUCUGCAUCCGAUAUGAGUAACCCAAACCCCGCUGGAUCCAAACCCGUCGGCUACGCCCACCACUCCCCCGAGGCCGUCCCGGAGGGCGUGGCCGGCGCCCCCAACGAGGGCGCCCUGGUGUCCCUGAUGGAGCGCACGGGCUACGGCAUGGUGCAGGAGAACGGCCAGCGAAAGUACGGCCCCCCGCCCGGGUGGGAGGGCCCCGCCCCGCAGCGGGGCUGCGAGAUCUUCGUGGGGAAGAUCCCGCGGGACGUCUACGAGGACGAGCUGGUGCCCAUCUUCGAGACGGUGGGGCGCAUCUACGAGAUGCGCCUGAUGAUGGACUUCGACGGGAAGAACCGGGGCUACGCCUUCGUCAUGUACACGCAGAAGCAGGAGGCCAAGCGCGCCGUGCGGGAGCUCAACAACUACGAGGUGCGCCCGGGCCGCCUCCUGGGCGUCUGCUGCUCCGUGGACAACUGCCGCCUCUUCAUCGGGGGCAUCCCGAAAACCAAGAAGCGCGAGGAGAUCCUGGAGGAGGUCUCCAAGGUGACGGAGGGCGUGCUGGACGUCAUCGUGUACGCCAGCGCCGCCGACAAGAUGAAGAACCGCGGCUUCGCCUUCGUGGAGUACGAGAGCCACCGGGCGGCGGCCAUGGCCCGGCGCAAGCUGAUGCCAGGCCGGAUCCAGCUGUGGGGCCACCAGAUCGCCGUGGACUGGGCGGAGCCCGAGAUCGACGUGGACGAGGACGUGAUGGAGACGGUCAAGAUCCUGUACGUCCGCAACCUGAUGAUGGAGACGUCGGAGGAGAUGCUGCGGCAGAUCUUCAGCCAGUUCAACCCGGGCUGCGUGGAGCGCGUCAAGAAGAUCCGCGACUACGCCUUCGUGCACUUCGCCAGCCGCGAGGACGCCGUCGUCGCCAUGGACAACCUCAACGGCACCGAGGUGGAGGGCUCCUGCGUGGAGGUCACCCUGGCCAAGCCCGUCGACAAGGAGCAGUACACCCGCUACCAGAAGGCCUCCAAGGGCGCCGCCACCACCGCUCCGGACACCUCCCAGCCCAGCUACGUUUACCAGUGCGACCCCUACACGCUAGCCUUCUACGGAUACCCCUACAGCACGCUGAUAGGACCCAACAGAGACUACUUCGUGAAAGGUACUGUAAGAGGCCGGGGGCGCGCGGCCAGCGGGAAUAGGGCCCCGGGGCCCCGUGGCUCCUACCUGGGGGGUUACUCGGCCGGGCGGGGCAUCUACAGCCGCUACCACGAAGGGAAGCCCAAGCAGCAGGACAAGCCCUACGAGCUGAUGCCCAGUCUGGAGCUGACCCAGGUCAACUCAGUGGGCAUGAAGCCCGGCACAAUGGCGCUCCCGGCCCUGGGGGGCCAGUACCCCAUGUUCCCUGCUGGCACCGCUGGUAAAGUCAUGGAGGAGGGGAAGAUGCACGGGAUGGAGCACCUCAUCAGCCCCCUGGCUCUCCAGCACGACCACACGGGGGCUCCCACAGCCGCAACGGUCCUGCCAGCUGUGUCCACCCCACCCCCGUUCCAGGGUCGCCCCAUCACCCCAGUGUACGCCAUGGCGCAUGGCGUCCAGCGCAUCCCCGCCGCUGCCAACCUGUACGGGACCAGCUACAUCCCCAUCACGCACGCCAACUCCGCCGCCAUGGCGGCAGCCCUGCAGAAGAACGCGGCGGUGGCGGCGGCCUACGGGGGUUACGCCGGAUACAUGCCCCAGGCCUUCCCCGCCGCCACCUUCCAGAUGCCCAUCCACGACAUGUACCCGACAUACUGAUGGAGGCCCUCCCCCUCGCCUGGUCGCCCCCGGGCAACAAAGGACACUGAAGGAACACUUUCGUAUUUAUGAAGAGAGAACUCCAUUUUGGAUGUUUCAUUUCAUUCGCCUUGGCUUUGUUGUGUGUUUUAUUUGGCCUUUAUUUUUUGGGGUUUCUGAAAGUAAGCAUAUUACUUGGCAUUAAAGAGUUGUAACCUUACAUCUUAAAAAAAGAAAGAAACGUUUUUUUAACCAUAAAUUUCUUUGUACAAAAAUAGAAGAACGUUGAAGAAAAUGUGCUUUUUUGAGUUUCUUGAGAAAAAAAGUUUAUAUUUUGAGAAUUUUUGAUAAUGUUAGCAAUAGUCUUUAAUAUUACUGUAGAGACUUAAAUGUCUUCCGUCCACACACUGUAUGCCUACCAGUUUGAAUGCGGACAUUUUUAGCUAUGCAUUCAUUAUUAUAAUUAUUUGUUUUGUUGCAUUGUUAUUCAUAUUAAUAUAAACAUUUUGGUUUUUUCUUUUCUUUAUAAAGUACUGUGGUAUGAAGGUUUUAGGUUUAGCCUUGGCCAUAUGUGUCAUCUUCAUCUCAAAGAAAAAAAAUAUGUGUGUAAAGAUUUUAACUAGAUAACUUCGGGUAAAAACCCAGGAACAAAGGUUUACUUUUUCUGAAACGCAGGGACACGAUCACCCACCAGAACCAGAAAAGAAACUCCCUUUAAUCUGAAAAAAUAUUCAUAACCAAUGUAGGGUGACACUGCACCUACAAUAAGGAGCAUGAUUCCAAACAAAUGUUUGCUCUCAAAGGCAGUAAAUGAACAUUAUUGUAGAAUCUCUCAACUUGUCCAUUUCGGGGAAAAGAAAGUGAUCUCCCCCCUUCUGAAUGACUCUCUGUUGAACAAAGCUCCUCAAAUGAGACCAGCCUUCAGCCGUAAACGUUUCACCUCAGCGAGCACAAGUUUCAAACUGGUUCAUAUGCUUCUGUAUAAACCUAUUGGAAGAGCAAGAUCCAUCUACUCUAAUGUUAAACAAGACCGGGUCAAAAUCUAGUAUAUGGCUGGACCGAACCGGCUGACCAAUGGUAUAGCUUCAUCACUCAGUGACUCAGUCACAGACAUUCGUGACUUCCUUCCAUAAUGACUAAGAUAAUGCUAAUGCUAACCAGGUCUAAUCUCUGUAUGCGCAGCACUGCUUCAUUUUUCUUCAGAUCUUCUAAAAGGCAGAUAAUACCCUUCAGAUGCAGUAGUUUCUCUUGUAGUGGAGGUUAGCAUUGGCGCUAAAAAAUGAGCACUCUCUGUGAGAAACACUGAGCUGUUUCCGUGUCCUGCUUUCACCCAUGUAAACUGGCGGUGUUGAAAUUCUCUGCUGUGAUUGGCCAUGGCCGUGUGAAUCCGUCUCAUGUGACUGGCUGAAUUGCCAAAGCGGGCGCAUGUUUUGGGCCUAGUGCAGAAGAGGCUUGGUGCACCACGCCUUCCAGUGCUUACCACGUACUCACAGAAGAUGUUUUCAGCAGAAAACCUAAAAUGUUGUCAUAACAAACAAAAAAUUACUACUACAUGAAUCGUUACUUUGACGAAUAGAACUGGUGGCUUCAAACCUGGGCUGGAAUUCUUUAACGCAUUGCCUUUAUGAAGUUCAAUGAAACGAACCUUUAAAAAAAAAAAUCUAACCUUGUGACAAACUGUAUUUGAGCGAAGCAGAUCCUGAGCGAGCUACAUACUGAGCAAACACACCACAUCAUCUCCUGUGUAAGGAAGGGUGGUUACCGCGGCAACAAAGACACGCUUCCCUAUCUGUUGAUCAGUUGUCUGGUGGCUCGUAUUACACUCCUUUAUACUGCUAGAGUAUACUGCUGUCACGUGGAGCCUACAUUCUCCUGCUUUACUUUGCUGAAAUGGCUUUGAGUUAGGUGCACUUAACAUAGUCCACAAGAGGUUGCAACCCCCCCCUCCCCUCCCCAAGUGAAAUAUUUGUUGUUAUUGGUGACAUUUAGCUUUUAUUAUUAUAAUUUUUGUGGAUAUGCUUGUGUACGCGUGCAAAGUGGCAGCCAUGAUGGGAGAAAUGUGGAAAAAGUGUGAAACUGGGGCCGCUUCAGUGGAUUGUACGUUGCAGAAAAGAGCAGGCGCACCGGCCUGUUCGUACAGAGCUGAACUUUUCUGCUCCCUCACGGGUGUACCCGAACCCAACGGCAGGUUUCUGAAUGUCUGUUUGUGCAGAGCUGAACUUUUCUGCGGUUCCCAUAGACUCUGAUUCGGAAGACAAAAGCCACACAGAACACGCGAAGCAGAGCACAGCCAGUGAAUUGGGACAUGCCAAAGUAAACAGGCUCAUCGGUGACGUGUGAUUCGCUGAAGUCGCACGUGACAAUGGCAGGUGCAUGGGGACGCGGCGUAGGCCUGUCAUAUUUGAGCCAUUUGAAUUUGAUCACGUUUUCCCAUUGCCGCUGUGAGACACAAAGCAUAGUACAUACGUGGCUUGUGUUGCUUUGGAGGUAGUUAACGCUGUGCUUUUUAAUCAGACUCGGCUCUUUUGUUUGCUUAUUUCUGAUUGGCCGUGGAGCAGGCUGUAAUUACUCUCUGUGCUAAAAGCUAAAGUAAACAUGCCGAACACACAACAGAGGCCACAGCGUUCGCCAUGGACCCGCCCUGACGUAUUUAUGACGCUUCUCAGCAUGUUACUUCAUUCAGUUCAUGCAGUGUUUGUUUUGUAUUGCCUGUUUAAAGGCUACUUUUUCUGCUGUGUUUGGAAAGAAAAAUUGAAUCAACUCCGCAGAAAUGUUCCUUUUGCGAUGACAAACGUUCAAAUAUAUUUAAUAUAUUCAGUACAAGUGUUGUAUAUGAAGCUUAAGAAAAGUGAGAAGAAAUAUAAUAUAUUUUAAAAGGAGACAAAAGAUUUGCUUUCAGUUCUUUCUUUCUCGUUAAAAACAAAAAAGUACAACCUGUGAUAACAGAGAACUGUUUUUCCAAAGCAUCCAGGACUUGUGAACAUUCAGAAAGGGCAGUUGUGAUGUGUUAUGCAAACAUUUGAUGUAUGACUGGUAUGGAGGUGCUAUUACCCAGAAUCCUCUAGGUAGUAUAUGGAGUGCUGAACCAGGAAACCAGAGUGCCUGCGCAAGCAUCUCUCCAUUGCGAUUAUUUCACAAACACUACAAGAGUAGUAUUUCAACUUCGAUGUGCAAGUUCUUGGCUACUGAAACGAACAAGGUGUGGAUAUUUUAAGAAACCUUUUAGAAAUGCAAUAAAAGUUUUUAGCGUGCCUUAUUUUCAUGCGUAUUGCUUUAGGCCUUUUUAACCUUUUUCUGUGCACUGUAAUGUCAUUGCGUUGUUUUUAAAAAAGCUUCUUCUUCAGGAUUGUUGUAUUUAAAGUGCUAGCUGAAUAGUUAAAUAAAGCAUUUUCAAAAAUGGCA
Messenger RNA from Anguilla rostrata (American eel), 6651 nucleotides. RefSeq names its product RNA-binding protein 47-like. The transcript is spliced from 5 exons. The record is from RefSeq and is a predicted model, not a curated record. The coding region runs from base 1456 to 3270 and encodes 604 amino acids. Gene Ontology annotation, cellular component: nucleus. Gene Ontology annotation, molecular function: mRNA binding. Lineage: Eukaryota; Metazoa; Chordata; Actinopteri; Anguilliformes; Anguillidae.